Messenger RNA from Nakaseomyces glabratus, 1785 nucleotides. It is a transcript of the gene RAD7, whose product is annotated as UV-damaged DNA-binding protein RAD7. Gene Ontology annotation, cellular component: SCF ubiquitin ligase complex. Gene Ontology annotation, biological process: SCF-dependent proteasomal ubiquitin-dependent protein catabolic process. Lineage: Eukaryota; Fungi; Ascomycota; Saccharomycetes; Saccharomycetales; Saccharomycetaceae. The record is from RefSeq and is a predicted model, not a curated record.
AUGUAUAGGAGUCGGAAUAGAAACAGGCAAGGUGGGCCUAACUCCAUCAAGGGCCCCAGCUCUGCUUUGACUCAAUUUUUGAAAGAAGAAGGUAUUAGUGCAGAAGCAAUCAGGAAUCGAUGGUUGCAGAGGCAGGUUAAGGGUGGCGAUAAAAAAGAAGGAUCACCAGAUGAAGACAAGGACACAGCAUUCACAACAAAUAACGAUGAAGAAGUUAAGAAGGACUACGAUUCUGAAUCCACUUUAUCAGAUGAACCUAGACUGAAACGAGAGGCACUUGAAGCGAAUAUAGUCAGUGAUGAGGAAGAUGAAGAGGAUGUUGAAUACAAGGAGAUCACCCCAGCUAAGGAUGAAAGCGUCAGCUAUGAAGAAAGGAUGAAGCGCUUCAAUCAAGACAGUGAUGAGGAAGAGUACGAUGAAAGUGCUUCGGCUUCUAUCGAACCCCUAGUUUUACCAGAAAAGAAAGUUGAUAAAGCAACAAUUGAAAAGAAAGCAAGGACAGUUAUUCAAAAUAGAAGGAAAAAGCAAAGGAGGGCUGCAAAUUUGCUGGAUAGAAAAUCAAACGCUGUAUUAAGCUUACAAGCUUUAUGCAUAGCAAAGAUCAGUCAGAAUAUCUACAAAUGGCAAAAAGACUCGGAAGAGAAUAGAAACAAUGAUCACAAUGUGAUGUUUAGUCAUUUACGUGAGGUGCUUGGUGGUGUCUCAACUGAAAAUUUGAACAACUUAGCCAAUGCCCUGUCAAAAAACCGAGCAUUGAAUGACCAAACACUACAGCUUUUCCUUAAGACAGAUCUUGAAGCAUUGACUUUUCAUGAUUGCUCCAAAGUUUCUUUUGAUGGUUAUAAGACCUUAGCAAUAUUUACCCCUCAUAUCAAGAAACUUUCAUUGCAUAUGUGUGGCCAAUUGAACAAUGAGAGUCUCUUGUACAUAGCAGAGAAGUUACGUAAUUUAACUUCUCUUUACCUAGACGGUCCAUUCCUAAUAAAUGAAAAGACAUGGGUUCAAUUUUUUGAAAUAAUGAAAGGUAGAUUGGAAGAAUUCCACGUUUCCAAUACACACAGAUUUACGGAUAAGUCACUUGCAAGUCUAUUAAUUAACUGCGGAUCAUCUCUGAAAGCUUUGGGUCUUUCAAGACUUGAUGGAUUAUUCAAUUAUGCUCUAAUCCCUCAAUAUUUAUGUAACGAGGAAUUUCACUCUUUAGAAUUGGGCUAUCCCUACAAUGAUGAAGAUAUUACCGAUGAAGUUGUGAUAAACAUUCUAGGUCAAAUUGGGCACUCGCUAAAAAGGCUGGUUCUUUGUGGCUGCUCAGAUUUAAGUGAUUCCGUCAUAAUAAAUGGCAUUGGGGCAUUUAUUGGGGAAAAUAAUCGGUUAGAAGAAAUUGGCUUAGAGGAACUUGAUCAGAUCAGCAACGACUCUCUACUAUAUUUAUUCAGUCAAAUUCAAUUUCCUAAUUUGAGGGUAUGCAGUUUCAGAAGAUCUAUACAAAUAGGGGAUGAUACUAUAAUGGAAUUAUUUCAGAAUGCAGCUGUGAACACCCUAGAAAUACUAAAUCUUAACUCGUUAAACAGCCUCACAAAGGAGUCUCUCUUGUUACUCAGUUGUCCACACCUGAAACAUUUAGACGUAGCAUUUGUGCGAGCUGUUGAUGAUGAAGUAGUAGGUAGACUAGGCAAGCAAAACCCAAAAUUGUCACUCAUGGAAGUAUUUGGUGAUCCACUUGUAACCGAGAAAGCCAAAAUCAGACCCGGAAUCACACUAACUGGCCGUCAAAGCGAUAGCAUAUAG